This is a messenger RNA of Caenorhabditis auriculariae, 2634 nucleotides long. The record is from the annotation of a GenBank genome assembly. Lineage: Eukaryota; Metazoa; Nematoda; Chromadorea; Rhabditida; Rhabditidae.
AUGGCUUGGACGAGCGGGGAUAGUUGGUCGAACACCAACUAUUAUAAUGCUCUAAGGUGGCAACUUUGAUCCCCCGGAUAUACAUUUUAUUUUAUCAGUGCGUCCUAUUCCUAUGGUUAUGGAGGAGCUCGUACCGACCUUCCUGGCAAUGGGAAUAACCCACAAUAUUCCAACUCUAACGGUUUCAAUCAAUCAUCUCCACAAUAUUCUUACAUGGCCUAUAAUCAAAGGAAUUCCGUUAACAGCGAGGUACAUCUAUUUUAACCGCUGUGCUGUAAAAUGCGAUCUUAAUUUUGUUAGUUUCAGCCGCUCGGUUAUAACCCCGAAUAUCCAACUUAUGACUCGAGAAGUCUUUCCUUGAAUCAGAGCGCUUUCUCAACACAGCAGGUUUUUCAUUUGCCUCGUUGUAUAUUCAUAAGGAACUUUACGUAUCGUUAUUUUCCGUGUUACGGUAAUACGGGUAAUCUUUUUACUUUUUGGUUUUCAGACAAAGCGCUCGUACAGCGGGUAUCUUCGUACACUACCAUCUGCUGAGGUUAUUUUUGUGGAAAUCAAUUAUCCGAAUUCUCUUUUUUUUCAGACUUUCGAUCAACCAAGAAAGCUUCCAACAUCAAUAAUCACUUUGGAUAAAACUUCUUUGAAGAAUAACAUACCGGUUUCUCAAAAAGCGAAUCAUCCGCCAAACCAAAAAGACCUGCCUAGCAAUAAGAAAGGACGUAGAUCAAACGAAAUAAAAGUUUUUUUUUCACAUUGUCCCAGCGAAAAUAAGAAAUUUUAAGGGCGGCUCUAAGCCUCCACAAGAAAUAUUCAAAGUGGCUCGAAUCAAGAAAAGCAACAACUCGCCGCGCUGUAAGUGACAGAAAAAAAUAUUUAAAUUAGAAAAAACAGCUAAUUUAUGGAAGUUUUUUUUAGCCGCUGCGUCUUCGCAGAAGACAGCGAACAAGCCAGGAAAAAUGCCCAACUAUCAAUCGUUUUCAAAAACUCAGUGGGGAUCUGGAUGGGUCGGCGACCAGCCAAGAACCGCUUUUGGUAUAUUUGGGAAGAACUCCCUGGAGAUAUUCGUGUUUCAGCAUCUCGCGGUUUCCCUGGUCGUGGACGCGGUGGCAGAGGUCGCGGCGGUUCUUGGCGUCCAAACAAGCCUCCAAACAGCAAGGACGAUCUUCCCGUUAGUUCAGUAUCUUUUGAAAAAAGUUUCUUUUUUUUUUCAGUUUGUUGCGUUGCCUGACGAUGUUCCUUCCAUCGCUAUAAACGUUGGACCCGACAACUUCAUCGCUUUUCACGGCUUCGACAGCGUGUUCACUACUCAGCAUAACGUUUUUUUUUUCCUUUGUGUGAUAGUUGGACCUAAGGCCAUGGACAAUCCUGGGUAAUGAAUGCUGUAAACGGUUUUUUAGUUUGAGAAAUAUUUUCAUUUUUAAAAAGUUAUUCUAAGAUUUCAAAGUCACGGAUUACAACUUUCAUGCGCAGAUACACGCCAAGAAACUCCGUUCAUUAUCUUUAGUUCCCUAUCCUGGUGGAUGAUAAGAUUUACGAAAGCUGCGACCAUUUUUAUCAAAUCCGCAAAGUUGUCGAUCUGUGUGGCGAGGAGGCUCUCAACAAUGAUUUGUCUGGAAGUGGUUAGUGAGCGCAAUUUCUAUGUCAGAAAAUCUUUAUACAUCCCAGUUCGAAACUCGAAAGGCCAGCGCAUCGAUGGGAAAAAUUUGCCCCGUUCUCAUGACUCCAAGUCGUUCAGUGUUACGGCUCGCGCCAUUUUGAAAGAGAAAAAGGUUAAUUUUCCCUUCUAAGUAUGUUUAGAAUUGGGACGAAUACUCUUUUUUUUCAAUCAAAAUACUAUUUUUAAGAUUGCUAAAGAGAAAGUUGAUGAAUGGCGUCUCACUAAUGGACUUCAAGCCAUUCAGGUAAAACAAAAUCAUUUUUAUCAAAGUCUUAUUUUGACUCGAAUUUUUUGUUUCCAUCAUUCUUUAGACGUCAAUGAAGGCGAAAGUUUCGCAAUCGGCUCACCUUCGCGAAGCUUUGAAGGAAAGCGGCCAGGCGAUGUUGGUGCACGCCUACGCCGGAGACAGCAUCUACGGCACUGGGUUUGUUUGUAAUUCUCGCUUUGUUUCGUUUAAUGUUUCUGUUUAGUUGUACUGUUCUGAAAGUGAAAAAAUGGCUCGAAGAUUUGCACAAGUCGGGAGCCAAGACUAUAAAGGUGGAAUUUUCAUCACUCUAUUUUUUUUCUUCUUAGAGCAUUGUAUCUUUAAAUUUUUUUAAAUACCUGCGAACCCUUGAAAGAGUUGAAACUGAUCCAACUUCCAGAUCCCAGCCGAAUUUCCAAUGAAUAGCGAAACUGUCAAAACUUGCCCUACAUUCGCUCAAGGCCGUAACAUUUUGGGCGUUAUUCUGAUGCAGCUGAGGUUCCGGAAAUUCCAACAUCGAAAACAAAUUCAGUUUCCAGAGAGAUGCUCAUUAACAACCGCAUCGUGGUCAUCGACAUGAGCGACGUUUUCAGCGCCCUUCGUAGCAGUGAAAUGGACAUCGAUAAUGUCCGUGUUUUCAUUUGUAUUUUAAUAAAGAAAGUGUCUUUAGAAGGACGAUGGCUUCCAGAUAGGCGGUGGUACGGUUCAGAGCAAGAUCGGUACGACACUGUUCUGA